GGUUAGUUCAAAGCGCUGUCUUCGUUCCAUGGAAACCCGCCUGCUUAAGGCGGGGCGGAGAUUUCGGCAGACAGAUGGAUUUAGGGGUACAUAUGGGAACUACAGUGUGCAGACCUGUCCUCUCUCCAACUCAUGUCAAUGCCACAGCUUCUGAAGCUUUCACAGUACUUCAGCAAAGGAUGAGAGCAGCUGAGGAGCAGACCAGUUCUCUGAGAGAUGAACUAAUAAUGUUGGAUUAUGGUGAAAAAAGAGGUCAGCUGGAAAUUCCAAAAUAUUUAGAAGACACUACUAGCCAGAAAGUCAUUAGUCCUAUCCAGAGUGAAAUAAUUUGUCCAGGACAAACAGAUAUUUUAUGGAAGAACUGUGAUUUUCUGGUGAAUCGAAUGUACCAUCUGGAAAGCCUCAUCCAGUCCUUGAAGAUGAGCAUCUUUCAUCUACAAACUGAAAAGGAUUUGAAUCCACAGAAAACAGCUUUUCUGAAGGAUCGACUGAAUACAAUAGAGGAGGAACACUCCAAAGACCUGAAGCUGUUGCAUCUUGAAGUGAUGGGUUUGCGCCAACAACUGAAAGAUAUCAAAGAAGGAGAAGGAAAAGCACAAAAUGAAUUUCAAAGGUUUACUACCACUCUGGAAAUGGCCUCAGAGAUAAAGAAGAAUGCAGCUAUUGAAGAGGAAUUGAAAACCACAAGACGUAAAAUGAACCGUAAAAUUCAAGAGCUGAGGAAACAGUUGGCUUUGGAGAAGCAUGUCAGAGAAUCUCUUGAGCAAUCUGGAUCAGCAAUGCUACGCAAAGUGCAAGAAAUGGGGUCAGCAGUGGAAAUGGAACAGAAACAGGUGCACAUUUUGCAGAAGAACUGCAUUACCCUACGCAGUUCUAUACAGAGUACCCAGAAACUACUGGCACAGGAGCAGCAAAAGAAAGGAGAGUUGGAGACCACUACCUCACAGCUCCAGUCUGAUCUAAUUUCUAGGGAUAACCUCAUUAGCAAGUUGGUUGAAGAAAGUAAGGAAGUGAAAAUAUCUCUGAAAAAGAAAAAUGAAGAAAAUGCAUAUUUGAGGUCUGAAAUAAUUAUCCUUCGUGAAGUAUCAGAAAAAACACAGGUUUUGAAUGAUCAGCUGAGCAGAAAAUGUUCAGAGCUGAGCAGCAUGCUUCAGUCUGUACAGAUGGAAAAUGCCAAGGUUACCGCUGACCAGCAGGCCAUUCUGCAGGUCGAGCAGAACAUGACACAGACAUUUCAAGAACAGAAAUUACUGCAGGAUGCAGCCCAUGCCAGCAUCACAAAUGAACUGCGGACUGUUCAAAAUGAAAAAGCCCAACUGCAGACACAUCUGGACCAUUUAAUCCUUGAGCAUAACCAGUGCAUCCAGAAAGCACGGGAUGCUGAGAAGAGGACCAAUACUCAGAAAGAGCUGCUAGAAUCAACGAUUGCUAGAUUGCGAAGUGAACUUGAAGCAUCAAUGCAAGAGAAGAAAGCUCUGCUAGAGGAGAAGGAAAGAGUUCAGAGAGCGAUUAAUAAAACAGAAAAAGAAACAGCACAAGAAAAAUACAAUUUGGAAAAGGAAUUAGCUAACCACAAGGUAGAUAUAAAUGCAUUAAACCAAAACCUGCAUACUCUUGUGGAAGAAAAUAAGUAUCUGGCAGAUCAAGUGGCUUCCCUUGAAUUUCAACGAGCCACUUCUGAUUACCAUGGGCUUACCCAGAAGAAGGUUGAAAAGAUCUUGGAAACAAUUACUGAGAGUAAAAAUAAACUGGCCUAUGAAAAAGGAAAACUCCAGGUAAAAGUUAAACAGCUAGAAGAACAACUACAUUCUUUUACUGAAACCAGUUUACAGAAUGACCAUCUUCGCACGUUGAAUAGGGCUUUAGAGACCAAAUAUGCUCAGGCUGACUCAGAACUCAGUGCCAACUAAGUAGACCUGCGGCAGACAGAUGCUCUCCUGAAAGAGCUAUAAAUUGUGAAAUUACUUCUUGAGAAACAUGAGGAGGAUCUGUCGCAAGCAGUGAAGAGUCGCGACACAGCUGUGAAGGAAAGUCAGAAGUUGAAAGGGGACCUCGAAGCUUUGGAGGACAGGGAAAGCAAAAAGGUGGGAAACUUUCAGCGGCAGUUGGCAGAAGCUAAAGAAGAUAACUGCAAGGUCACCAUCAUGCUGGAAAAUGUGCUGGCUUCUCACAGCAAGAUGCAAGGAGCUCUGGAGAAAGUCCAGAUGGAGCUGGGGCGGCGCGAUUCUGAGAUUGCAGGCCUCAAGAAGGAAAGAGCUCUAAAUCAACACAGGGUCCAGAAGCUGGAGGCUGAAGUGGACCAGUGGCAGGCCAGGAUGCUUGUUGUGGAAGCUGAGCACAGCAGUGAGAUGGAACCUCUUCAAAAAUCUCUAGAUAUAACUAGAGAAGACAACAGAAAACUGGCCAUGAGCCUGGAGCAAGCUCUCCAGACAAACAAUCAUCUGCAAACUAAGCUAGAUCAAAUUCAAGAAAAACUGGAAACCACAGGACUUGAGAAGAAGAACUUGGAAACCUUCAGAGAACGGAUGACUGAGGAAUCCAAAAUGGAAGCAGAACUGCAUGCUGAACGCAUAGAAGCUCUAAGAAAGCAAUUCCAGACGGAGAGAGAAACUGCAAAGAAGGCAGCGCAACGGGAGCUUGCUGAGUUAAAGAAAGCACUUGAUGAAGCCAAUUUCAGAUCAGUGGAAGUGUCCCGGACAAACCGAGAUCUGCGGCAGAAACUUUCAGAGCUGGAAAAAGUAAUGAACAGUAAUAAGGAGAAACUUAAGAAUCAAAAGGCCCAAAUAAAGCUCCAUUUGUCAUCAAAGGCAAAUAAUGCUCAGAAUGUAGAGAGAAUGAAGCAAAUAGAAACAGAAUUGAGGCAAAUGGAGAUAAUUAAGGAUCAAUACCAGAAAAAAAACUAUGAACAGUCUCUGAGUAUCCAGAGAUUUGUAUCUGAAAUGACUACCCUGCAGAAAGAGAUGCAGCUGUUAGCCAAGAGUCAGUAUGAAACCUCAGCACGGAAUAAACAGCAAGAGCUGCGACUAGCCACAGAGCGGAAAAUGAGGCAGGAGCUAGAAAACCGAUGCCAGGAAUUGGAAGAAACUAUCAGACACCUGAAAAAAUGUAAAGAGGCAACAGAGAAUAAAUUGAAGGAAGCUAGCAUGGAAUCGGAACAGAUAACAGCCAACCUGGAAGAGGCACACCGGUGGUUUAAGUGCAGAUUUGAUGGUUUACAGCUGGAGCUGUCAAAAAACCGGUUGCAGCGGCUCCCCCGGGAAGACAGGUGGCUGGAAGAGGAGCAAGACAAAAGGCACAGCAUUGAACCCAACCAGUCUGCUCUGCAUCGAUGGGAGACAAAGCAGAAUCUUGGGCUGGUGCCCAAGAAGUAUCAUCCUGAGACAGAGAGGAAGAAAUGACCUUCAAAGCAGCUUCAUCAUGUGUAGCUACACCUCCACAGUUGGGAGGGCCAGCAACCCACGGUC
Perognathus longimembris pacificus (Pacific pocket mouse) is the source of this 3464-nucleotide messenger RNA. It is a transcript of the gene Ccdc150, whose product is annotated as coiled-coil domain containing 150. The transcript is spliced from 28 exons. NCBI's taxonomy places the organism in Eukaryota, Metazoa, Chordata, Mammalia, Rodentia, Heteromyidae. The record is from RefSeq and is a predicted model, not a curated record.